Molecule: messenger RNA, 1388 nt
Organism: Lutzomyia longipalpis
Lineage: Eukaryota; Metazoa; Arthropoda; Insecta; Diptera; Psychodidae
Product: serine protease easter-like
Exons: 1
Coding region: 1-1287 (428 amino acids)
Biological process (GO): proteolysis
Molecular function (GO): serine-type endopeptidase activity
Source: RefSeq, a predicted model, not a curated record
AUGGAAGUUAAGCUAAUCAUCCAUGUGGUUGUUGUUGCGUGUUUGAGCUUCCUCCUGCCUUGUGGUGUGGUGUGCCAGGAAGGGGGGAAAUCUUGUUUGACACCAAAUAUGGAAUAUGGAGAGUGUAUUGAGUGGGCAAAGUGUCCAAAUAUUUACACAUCAAUGGCCAAUAGACCACUCAAUGUACCGAAUCGGGCAUUUUUUGCAUCAUCUCUCUGUGCCAUCAGCAAUGACAAGGUGUUUGUGUGCUGUAAAGCCACCAAAUCAAAUUCAGACGGAAGUUGUGCCACACCUGAUCAGAGACCAGGAAAAUGCAUUCAUUUGGAGGAAUGUGCCUCAAUCUACGAUGCCCUUCGCUUCAAGAGACCCCUAACGGAGGAAGAUCGCUCCUUUAUGCGUCGCAGUCAAUGUGGUGGGUAUCAAGGUGGACGAAUAAAGGUGUGCUGUCCAGGAGAGGAUACCCUCCUACCGGCACCUGGUCAGGGUUGUGGAACAAUGACAAUGGGAAACUACGUGUACGGCGGAGAGAGAACGUUAAUUGAUGAAUUCCCCUGGACAGUAUUGCUGGAAUAUCAGAAACCUCAGAACAAGACUGACUUUCACUGCGGAGGAAUUCUUAUCAGCAACAGAUACGUCUUAACAGCAGCCCAUUGUGUGCGUGGAAUCCAUUUCCCGGAAUCCUGGAAGUUAAUUCGAUGCCGCCUUGGGGAAUUUGACUUAUCCACAGAUCAAGAUUGUGAUGAAGAUGACUGUGCACCUCCCCCUCAGGAUAUUCCCGUGGAGGACGUCAUUGUGCACAGUGGCUAUGAAUCCGCAUCGCGAAAUCAACUCAACGACAUUGCCCUCAUUCGACUACGCUACCCUGCCACGCUGGGAGCCUUCGUCCAACCCAUUUGCCUGCACAGAAAGAUGGAAUCAAAACCCGGAAUGAAGCUCUACGUUGCCGGCUGGGGACGAACUGAAUCAGCCGCCUUCAGUCCGGUUAAACUGAAGGUACAGCUUCAGUAUGUUUCACCCCUAAUUUGCAACAUUGUCUACAAGAGGGAGGAUGUGAGCAUCACGCGGAAUCACAUCUGCGCAGGAGGGCAAAAGGACAAGGACAGCUGCAAGGGGGAUUCUGGGAGUGCCCUCUUCGCCAUGGCAAAUUCAACGGAACACCAACCUUAUUGGUUCUGCGCGGGAAUCGUCUCCUUUGGACCAUCCAUCUGUGGUCUCGAUGGAUGGCCGGGUGUUUACACAUAUGUCCCAUCCUACUACCAAUGGAUCCUUGAGAAUAUGAAGCCCUAAGAACGUCCUUUCCCACCAUUGUUUUUAACAACAUUUUCCGUAUGAAAAUUAUUGCGAAAAUGUAUUUAAAAUUUAAUAAAUUAAUUAAUUUUAUAUCAAAA